CGCGUUUGCGGUCCCUCCUUAUAUUUUUCGCCCAACUCACGCCGGCUCUGCUUCCUUUCCCUUUUCCUCCUCUCAUUCGAAUCUCCGUGAAUCGUUAUCAUCCACAUCCUUCAAAAUGUCCAACGAGCAGACCUUCAUUGCCAUCAAGCCCGAUGGUGUCCAGCGCGGACUCAUUGGCCCCAUCCUCUCUCGCUUCGAGAACCGUGGCUUCAAGCUCGUUGCCAUGAAGCUGUGCUCUCCUUCCCAGCAGCACCUCGAGCAGCACUACGCUGACCUCAGCGACAAGCCCUUCUUCAAGGAACUCGUCUCCUACAUGCUGAGCGGCCCCAUCUGCGCCAUGGUCUGGGAGGGCCGUGAUGCCGUCAAGACCGGCCGCACCAUCCUCGGUGCCACCAACCCCCUUGCCUCCGCCCCCGGCACCAUCCGUGGUGACUACGCCAUCGAUGUCGGCCGCAACGUCUGCCACGGUUCCGACUCCGUCGAGAACGCCAAGAAGGAGAUUGCCCUCUGGUUCAAGCCCGAGGAGCUCCAGAGCUGGAAGCAGAGCCAGUUCGACUGGAUCUACGAGAAGGCCUAAAUUUCUCAUCUCAGCUUUACCAUUUCGGAGCCUACCAACCCUCGAGCAUGUGGGAGGCAGCGCUCUUUAGAUGAAACAAUCUAGAAAACCCAAAAGCCCCAUGAGAAAUACAAGUCAUUUCCAGAUCUAACU
Messenger RNA from Aspergillus aculeatus ATCC 16872, 709 nucleotides. RefSeq names its product nucleoside-diphosphate kinase. Gene Ontology annotation, biological process: UTP biosynthetic process; CTP biosynthetic process; GTP biosynthetic process. NCBI's taxonomy places the organism in Eukaryota, Fungi, Ascomycota, Eurotiomycetes, Eurotiales, Aspergillaceae. The record is from RefSeq and is a predicted model, not a curated record. The transcript is spliced from 6 exons. Gene Ontology annotation, molecular function: nucleoside diphosphate kinase activity. Bases 116 to 577 code for a protein of 153 amino acids.